Molecule: messenger RNA, 3524 nt
Organism: Corythoichthys intestinalis (scribbled pipefish)
Lineage: Eukaryota; Metazoa; Chordata; Actinopteri; Syngnathiformes; Syngnathidae
Product: SLIT and NTRK-like protein 1
Exons: 1
Coding region: 781-2859 (692 amino acids)
Biological process (GO): positive regulation of synapse assembly; regulation of presynapse assembly; axonogenesis
Cellular component (GO): glutamatergic synapse; postsynaptic density membrane; GABA-ergic synapse
Molecular function (GO): protein binding
Source: RefSeq, a predicted model, not a curated record
CACAUGCGCAUACUGGCUGACGCAUCGUUUGAGACUCGUUUUUUUGCGGAGAGCUCCAGCUCGCCCGUGGCGGAUUAAUUACUUUUACCGCAUUCAACAGUGUAUGUUCUAAACAUACAGGCUGCCGGGUUCUUCCUUAAAUAAUCGGGGCUGGAAUUCAAGCACACGAGUGGAGUCAUCACGACCCCCGAACGUGUCAUCGCGCCACCGCUGCGCAGACUUGGACACUUUUGCAGCGGUGCUGCAAACCGGAGGAGUGAGACAAACGCGCUGAAUUGGCGCAACUUUUUUUUUUUUUUGCGCAAUCGAAAAUUCGGGGGAGAUUUCUAAUCUGACAAUACGCACGGAUUGAUUUUGCGCUUUUUUUGGGGUGUUAUCGGCGGCUCAGCGGAGGAUAUCCCGUCUUUCUCUUUUAUUUUUGGAGGAGUGUGAUCCGCUUCCACUCGACGCGAGGCGAGACGCAGCCGAGAGAUGUGACGGGGGGGAAUGCGGGUGUUUUCCAGCCAAGCCUCAGCACCAGGGGAGAGCGGACAGCUCCCUCCGCUGCUGCGACGCGCCAGCCACAGAAGGAUUUCUUCCUUAAAUUUCCGCCAAGGUCAGUCGUUUCAUCUCUAAAGAAGAUGCGCGGGACUUUUUCCUCCCUCUUUUUAGCCCAAACGACCCUCCGAAGCUGCGAGGACGACUGCGAUGCGUUCUAAAGAGACCGCCUUUAUCCGAGCGCGACUGAUUUCAACAGCUCCUAUGUCUUGAAAACCGGGGAUGUCUCGUCCGCGUUGAAAAAUGCUGCUUUGGGUUGUCCUGCUGAACGCGGCUCUUUGUGUUGCCAGCGGGAACGUGACGAGAGACGUGUGUAAAGAGCAGAUAUGCUCGUGCACGGAGGUCGAGGGAGACGUGCAUAUCGGCUGCGAAAAACGGAGCUUCACCACGCUGCAGCACCUGACGGGGCCCAGCUCGCAUUUUUACCACUUGCUGCUGCACGGCAACUCUCUGUCCAGGCUCUUCCCCAACGAGUUCGCCAACUUUUACAACGCCGUCAGCUUGCAUCUGGAGAACAACGGGUUGCACGAUAUUGUGCCGGGCGCAUUUUUGGGGCUGCAGCUGGUGAAAAGACUGCACAUUAACAAUAAUAAGAUACGCUCUUUUAGGAAGAGUACGUUUCUAGGCUUGGAUGACUUGGAGUAUCUCCAAGCUGAUUUUAAUCUAUUGAGGGACAUUGACCCGGCCGUGUUCAGGGACCUUAAUAAACUUGAAGUGUUGAUACUUAACGACAACCUCAUCAGCGCUCUGCCCGUGAACGUGUUCCAACACGUGCCCAUUACGCAUCUCGACUUGAGAGGGAACAGAAUCAAGACGUUGCCUUAUGAAGGGAUUCUGGAGCAGAUCCCGGGCAUCGUGGAGGUUCUGCUGGAAGACAACCCGUGGGACUGUAACUGUGAUUUGGUUAGUCUGAAAGAAUGGUUGGAGAAUAUUCCGCCCAACGCGCUCAUCGGGAGGGUGGUCUGCGAGGCGCCCACCAGGCUGCAAGGCGGCGACCUGAACGAGACGUCGGAGGCCGAGCUGUGUCCUUCGCUCGGAGCAGACACCAGCUUGGCCGCCCCUCCCACGCAGGAUGAAAUGUCCGGUCCCGGUCCGACGCCUCACAAGCCCAGCGCGGACGCCGGCGGGCCUCCGACACCUGGUCACGGAGCCAAGAGCCGCUCCAAGUCCCGUGAGAAUUGGCAGCUGAAGACCAAACCCACACCGGGCGCCAACAAGGAGCCGCUCCCCAACGCCACCUGCCCGCAGCCAUGCAGCUGCAAGCUGGUCGGCUCCAGACAAGGCUUGGGGGUCAACUGCGAGGGCAAGAAGAUCGAGAGCUUGUCCAACUUGAAACCCAGGCCGCUGGGAGCCCACGAGCUGAACAUGCGAGACAACAACAUCCACGCGGUGAAGAAGAACCAGCUGCUCAGCUACGCCAGCCUCAACCUGCUCGAUCUCGGCGGGAACAACAUCAAAGUCAUCGACAACGGGACGUUCCAGAACCAGACUGAGCUGAGGUGGCUGUACAUGGAUAAGAAUUACCUGGAUACGCUCACCGCGGAGAUGUUCGCCGGCCUGCUCAACCUGGAAUACCUCAGUUUGGAAUAUAACGACAUCCAGCUGAUCGUUGCGGGCGCCUUCAGCCCCAUGCCCAACCUGAGGGUUCUCUUCCUCAACAACAACUUGCUCAAAUCCUUACCCGUGGAUGCGUUCCUUGGGAUUUCUUUAUCCAAAAUUAGCCUGCAUAAUAAUUACUUCUCCUAUCUCCCCGUUGCGGGCGUGCUGGACCAGCUCAACUCUAUCAUCCAGAUCGAUUUGCACGGGAAUCCAUGGGAUUGCUCCUGCAAUAUCGUUCCCUUCAAACAGUGGACCGAGAGACUCGGCGCCGACGUCAUCGUGAGCGAUCUCAAGUGCGAGUCGCCGGAAGAGUUCUGGAAACGCGACUUCCGCCACGUGCGGAACGACCUCAUGUGUUCCAGACUCUACGAACGGAUCCCUCCGCCCACCUCCUUGUCCAAAAACAGCACUUUCACGCUCGACUCGGGCACGCGCUCGAACUCUUACGUGGAGCCCAACCGGGUGUCCAUUUCGGUGCUGGUCCCCGGCUUGCUGCUGGUCUUCGUCACCUCGGCGUUCACCGUGGUGGGCAUGCUGGUCUUCAUAUUGCGCAACCGCAAGCGCUCCAAGCGGCGCGACGGCAACUCCUCGGCUUCCGAGAUCAACUCCCUGCAAACGGUUUGCGACUCGUCGUACUGGCACAGCGGGCACUACAACGCCGACGCGGGCGCGCACCGGGGGUUUGACUGUACCACGCACCUUUCCGCGACUAACGACGCGUAAAAAAGCAGGAGAACCGGACUGGAUUUACACAGACUGGUGCGCUUACGCAACCCGAACGACAUGUUUGACCCUACUGGCUGCACAGGGGCCCAAAACAUUGUAAAUUCUGUACAUGACAAUCCAUCCCUAUAACAGUAAUCCUGUGCUUUUAGCUGAAAUCAGAUCUGAAGGCGUAAACGACGUGCGCGCGAGGGGACGGUGCACGAGCGCAUGAAUGUACAUGUAAAUAGUCGGGCCGAUGUAUCAUAUGCAUGACGAUAUUCCUGCAUGGUUUCAACACACGCUCACAUAGCGCGCGGCUGAGGAACCAUGACCAACGUUUAGGAAGCCGACCCAACCUUCAUGCUCAUCAAUAUGACAACAACUACAGUGGAGCAAAUAAGUAUUUAGUCAACCACUAAUUGUGUAAGUUCUCCCACUUGAAAAUAUUAAAGAGGCCUGUAAUUGUCAACAUGGAUAAACCUCAACCACGAGAGACAGAUCGUGGGAAAAAAAAACAGAAAAUCACAUUGUUUGAUUUUUAAAGAAUUUAUUUGCAAAUCAUGGUGGGAAAUAAGUAUUUGGUCAAUACCAAAAGUUCAUCUAAAUACUUUGUUAUGUACCAAACGUUUUCUGUAACUCUUCACAAGCUUUUCACACACUGUUGCUAGUAUUUUGGCCCAUUC